Strongylus vulgaris is the source of this 711-nucleotide messenger RNA. The record is from the annotation of a GenBank genome assembly. Lineage: Eukaryota; Metazoa; Nematoda; Chromadorea; Rhabditida; Strongylidae.
AUGGAAAGUGAAUCGUCUAUCUGCACCGACCAACAACUGCUCGACAGAAAUCGUACCGUGUUUGUUUGUGGAUUCGUCCCAAAACGAUGGCAUAACAGCUCCCUCCAAGCGGUCAUUCAAGACCUACUGUGUGAUUAUUACGUUGCCUGUAAUGCAGAGAGCUGGGACGAAAGCUCCGCAACUCGAUCGCUACUUUCAAAUGCUGAAGCUCUAAUAUUCUUUGUUAAUGAAUUCACCCUUGGGGACAAAACUUGUCUCCUCAAUCUGCAGUAUGCGUGGCACCUCAUGGUUCCUGUCAUUAUGCUUCGCCCCCCUAAAACAAAGCUCGUGAUCUGCAAACGGGAGCAGACCCACGACGAUAUUGUCGUUGUUGCCAACGGGUCCAUCGUUCGUAGUCCUAGCACCCGAUGGACUCUUCUCGAUGAUACCAACUUAGAUGCAGUUGACUAUGGUUUGCUUCAGGAUGUUCUUCAUGAGGGUUACAAACUCUCGCUGGUUUACGACCGUCUCGACCACAAGACAUCCAUGAAGAAGAUCAGCGAGCGUCUCAAAGAAGUAAUGCGUCCUUCGCUUCUUCGCGAGGCUGAACAACGACCAUUCUUCCUUUCUCCAGCCAACGGCCCUAACCUUACAGAACGAUAUGACAGCUCAGGCGAAAUAACAACUGAAAGAGGUAGAUAUCUAGUAGAUUAUGAUCAGGUAUUUGGCUGA